This is a messenger RNA of Botrytis byssoidea, 315 nucleotides long. RefSeq lists its product as uncharacterized. Gene Ontology annotation, biological process: ubiquitin-dependent protein catabolic process. The coding region runs from base 1 to 315 and encodes 104 amino acids. The record is from RefSeq and is a predicted model, not a curated record. The transcript has 4 exons. Gene Ontology annotation, cellular component: elongin complex. Gene Ontology annotation, molecular function: protein-macromolecule adaptor activity. Lineage: Eukaryota; Fungi; Ascomycota; Leotiomycetes; Helotiales; Sclerotiniaceae.
AUGGCAACAGCACAACCAGGUCAAAGCAAAUAUGUAACUCUCGUAUCUUGCGAUGGAUUUGAGUAUGUCGUUUUGAGAGAAGCUGCCUGUACCAGUGUUGCCAUUAAGAAGAUGUUGGAUCCAUCCAGUGGUUGGGAAGAGUCCCAGACAGGAGUCUGCCGUUUCUCAGAGAUCAGUGGUGUCGUCCUUGAGAGGGUCGCCGAAUACUUUUACUACAACUACAAGUAUCGCAACUCAGAGAAUGUGCCAGACAUGGAAAUUCCUGCAGAGCUGUGCCUUGAGUUAUUGAUGGCAGCCGAUUACCUGGACACAUAA